GCGUCAUGUGACUUUCGCUUCCUGGCCGACGUGUCUCACCGAGUUGUUUAGUUUCUUGGUUCUAAAUUGCGUUGUCCAGAAAACUACGUACUGUUAAGAUUUCAAAGUAGAAAACAAGUAACUUUUUUCUGGGUGGUAUAUAUUGGCACCGGAUACUUCACAGAGAAUGGAAAACCUUUCUUUUGUGAUUCCUAUGACGGUAAUGACACUGUUUUGGGCAGUAGUUGGUGGAGUUAUACCGUGGUUUAUUCCCAAAGGACCGAACAAGGGGGUCAUUGUGACUAUGCUGGUCUUAACGGCGGUUUGCUGUUACCUGUUUUGGUUGAUUGCUAUCCUGGCCCAGCUGAACCCCCUAUUUGGACCAUCACUGACCAAUGACACCAUUUGGUACCUCUAUUACCACUGGCCAUGAGGAAUGCGGCAGUCUCCUUUAGCAGAAGGUGCUUUGUUCCUCACUAGACUGUUCUUGUGACCUUUACAAAAGGAACUUCCUCUUUAAGUAUGAUGCAUUGGCUAAUGAGUGACCUUAAGUGGCAGUCUGAGCGUGCAUCGUACACCUGCGGUGGCAGUUUCUAUUUCAGCACAACAAACUACGAAUGCUAAUCAGUAAAUGUCAUUUCUGCUCGUUUGUGUAAUUUCUGUGCUUUAACGACUUAUUGUUCGAUCGGUAUGCUUGAGGAUUUUUUUCUUGUUCUCUUUAUGAAUCCAAGGUAGGAUCAACUGCUUCUUGAUAGAAUACACAUUUAUUUAUUAUUCAUAUUGUCGUGUUUCUUUAUAAUUUAACUGCUAGCAUCUUUUGUGGUGGAAUUUCUGCGGUCAGAGACAUUAAACCUUUGAUGACAAAAGGUUGCGUUGCUUAAAAUGUUCAUUUUAGUCCUUUUAUGCUGUCCUUUUGUUAAUGUAUAAAACAUUUCAAAUCAUAAAAUGUAAUGCAGUUAAGGGAUGUUCCUGUUCACAAUAACCCUGUGUUAAGUGAUUAUUAAAGAUAACAUUUAGAAAUAAAAGGUGAAAGUGUGACCUGUCACUUUCUCUUGUAUCUGUUUGAGAGAAACAGCUUUACUUCUGCAGCUAGAAACAACUGAAAUAUAAUCAAGUUGUGCCAGGCGACUAAUCUCUUCAUCUGCAGAUGACUUGUGUGCUUUCACCUGUAGAUCAGUGCCUUGGAUAGACAUUAAAUCAAUAACAGACACCGAGUGCAGAUGAAGUGAAUUCACAAUAUUUCCUCGGUGAUUACUGAAGUUUUUUGCAGAAUACAUGUAUGUUGUAAUCUGCCCAGCUGUGGUUGUAUGGCUACUUUUAAUAAAGCACACAUUUUUCAAGUA
Molecule: messenger RNA, 1322 nt
Organism: Brienomyrus brachyistius
Lineage: Eukaryota; Metazoa; Chordata; Actinopteri; Osteoglossiformes; Mormyridae
Gene: atp6v0e1
Product: ATPase H+ transporting V0 subunit e1
Exons: 4
Coding region: 167-412 (81 amino acids)
Biological process (GO): proton transmembrane transport
Cellular component (GO): proton-transporting V-type ATPase, V0 domain
Molecular function (GO): proton-transporting ATPase activity, rotational mechanism
Source: RefSeq, a predicted model, not a curated record